AUGAAUAGAUUCACCGAAGAGCAGUUGCAACAGCAGUGGAGAUGGACGCGAAUGACGCCACGUGAACAGCAGGAAUACCGUGAUCGUUUAGCUCAGCGUACUUCUCAACAGCAGUACGUACAGCCACAAGGGCAUCAGCAGCAGGCAGCUGCCCGCCCAAAUUCCCCCCGAGAAAUUAUGGACAGGGCGUUAAGUCACGAUCAGUCAGUCAGUCAUCCGCGACCUUCACAGCAGCAAGACGGGCGGCCAGAAGGACGACUAUCCUCACAGCAGCAGCAGCAUUCGCAACAACAAUGGCAGUUGCGUCAACAACAGAAUGCCCAACAGCGACUGAACCCUAUGCAGUUCCCCGCACAGUCUUUCAACCCAACGCAACUUCCCAGAUCCAGUAGUAUGGCGCCUCCCCCAAAUCCAAACCGUAUUGGGGUCUUCUCGCAGGUUCAGGCCUCCACACGCUCAGUACCAAACGUAUUUUCUUCGAACAGUUUAUCCGGUGCAAAUAUCACUAUGACUGGAAACGGCCAACGGCAACGCCAGAAUGUGGCUCAGAGCGCAUCUAAGCCAUGUGCAUCAAGCCCGCUAUCUGCAUCCUCCCCGUCUUCCACUUCGUCUAGGACUCUUUCACCCCAGAAUGGAGCAACAGCACAAGCAUCAAUGACUGUUACCUCGCCCACUAAAUACCAAAAGCCGUCGACACCUGGCGCCAACUCCCAUAUGCCUGCUCUGCCGCCGUCUACUACGCGAACGCAAAGCCCUGGAUCGGCUCAAGUCACAGGUCGGAAACUUCAGGCAACAGGCGCACCUGAGGGUGCUAGGCCUGCAGACAAGCGGCCAAAUUUGAUGACACAAUCUGUUACCGUCGGCCAUACCACCUUCGCACGCCAAAACACCGCUACGCCUCAUCAGUCAGGCGUAUACCAUCAAGCACACGGUGCCCCAAAUGGCGCACCGAAUGGCGUCGCUCCGACUAUGAGGGAUCCAAAUUUGGAGCGCCGCGAGCAGCAGGCUAAACUUGAUGCUAAGCAUGAGGCAGAACUCCAACGCAUACGGGAGCACCAAAUUAGAGUAGCUGAACAAGCUCGCGUUGCGGAGGAGUAUCAAGUCGCUCAAGCCGCCGCCCUUCAACGAGAGAAGGACGGCAAACGAAGGGAAGAGCUGCGAAAGGACCCCAGCGCAAACUAUCGCCACAUACUCGAGGUCUAUAAGCUAAUGCCGCUGAAGAAGGGCGAGUUGCCCAAUAAAUAUCUGUUGGGACUGAUCGCUAACCGACCGAUGCCGAUGGACCUUGACAGCGACCUUGCGCUCGCGAUCACGUACGCUAAGGACCAUUGGGACUACUACGGACAAUGGCCCAAGGAUGUAGCACGGUUUGCAGGUUAUGAGAGAGAGAGAAGGGCCAAGAAGCUUGCUUAG
This is a messenger RNA of Alternaria burnsii, 1413 nucleotides long. RefSeq lists its product as uncharacterized. The transcript has a single exon. Lineage: Eukaryota; Fungi; Ascomycota; Dothideomycetes; Pleosporales; Pleosporaceae. The record is from RefSeq and is a predicted model, not a curated record. Bases 1 to 1413 code for a protein of 470 amino acids.